GACAGCAGUUCAUUGUCAGGUCCCAGGGUACAAAGGAGCAAGUAUAUGAUGAUAUUGCUGCUGCCAUGGCCUACCACAAUACCAUUAUUGUUACAACCACUGACCCAGACAAACGUAAGAUGCUCAUUGAUGAAGUCCAGAAGGUAAAGGUUGCAGCUGAAGCUUUGAAAGCUGCGACAAUCUCACAGAAUGCAGCAGAAACCUUAGUCAAGCAGGAAGAGCUCUUAACCAGUGCUUCUAGUGUGCUGGGGGAGUGGCUUGAUAAACAAAAAGGAAUGGAUAUCACCGAUAACUCUAUAUUUGCUGAACUACCACGCCAUUAUGAAGAUGAAUUCAACAAAGACAUGGAAGCUCUUAAUGUACUUCCUGCCGACGUUGUCACAAGGGUCUCUGAAUUUGUACCCCAAAUUGUUGAGUAUAUUAAAAAAAUCAUGUCUAAUGGUUAUGCCUAUGAAUCAAAUGGUUCUGUAUACUUUGAUGUGGGGAAGUUUGAAGGCAAAGGCAACCAUUAUUAUGCAAAAUUGGUGCCAGAAGCAUACGGGAAUCAAGAAGCCCUGGAGGAAGGUGAAGGAGCCCUCUCUCUGAACACCGCUCAGGAAAAGAGAAGCCCUAAUGACUUUGCACUGUGGAAAGCCUCCAAACCUGGUGAACCAGUUUGGCCCUCCCCUUGGGGAUUGGGUCGCCCUGGCUGGCACAUUGAAUGUUCUGCAAUGGCCUCUGGUGUUUUGGGAGAAUCUCUGGAUAUACACACUGGUGGUGUUGAUCUUAAAUUUCCUCACCAUGACAAUGAGCUGGCACAGUCUGAAGCUUAUUUCAACAACGACCAUUGGGUGCGUUACUUCCUGCACACUGGUCACCUGCACAUCGAUGGUUGCAAGAUGAGCAAGAGCCUUAAAAACUUCAUCACCAUCAAGAAGGCCCUUGAGGAAAGUUCAGCUUCCCAUCUUCGCAUUGCUUUCCUCCUGCAUUCCUGGAAGGACACCCUAGAUUAUAGCUCGAACACAAUGGAGGGAUCUCGACAGUAUUACAAAAUGUUAAACGAAUUCAACCUGAAUAUACAAGAUCUGAUUCGUCGCACUGGUUGCACGAGCACCGUAUGGACUUCACAAGAGGAGUCUUUGCAGUCCUUGUUCAACUCUUGCAGAGUUAAUGUCCACAAAGCUCUCUGCGACAACAUUGACACAAGAAGGGCUUUGGAUCACAUACGAGACGUCAUUACAGAGGCCAAUAAAUACAUGAAUAACAGUGUUAAGGUAAACUCUCAAUUAUUAAUAAACAUCAACAGCUUUGUAGGAAAAUUGAUGAAUAUCUUUGGUGUUCCUGUUGGAGACAGAGGUGCUUCUGGAGGCCAGGGGUCAGAAAAGUUAAUUGCUGUAGCAGAAGUGGUUGCCAAUAUCCGAGAGCAGCUGCGACAGUGGGCUCGCGAUAAGGAAAAGGAUGUUAAGGAGCUUCAGAGACAGCUGCUAGGACUGUGUGACAACAUCAGAGAUGACUUCCUGCCACCCCUUGGAAUCAGAUUGGAGGAUAGAGAAGGGGAAUCACCUUGCAUAAAGUUGGUGGAUGCAGCAGAACUGAUGCAGGAAAUACAGGCCAAGAAAGAUCAGGAGGAGGCAAGGAAACAAGAAAAAGCCGUGAAGAAAUCUGAGCAAGCAGCAAAGGCACCUGCCGAGACACCAAAAGAUCCUAAGGAUAUGUUCCAUACACCUGAGUACUCACAGUGGGACAGUAAUGGCAUUCCCUCACAUGAUAAGGAUGGAAAGGAAAUUUCAAAAAGCCAGAUGAAAAAGUUGACCAAGCAAAUGGAGGCACAAAAAAAGAAAUUUGAUAAGUGGCAAGCCCUUCAGCAGUCCUAGUGUGGUAUCCCUGCGCUAGGUGAUAGAUGGUGAUGGACUUUGAAGAUCCUGAGUGAUAAUUUAUUGCAAAACUUGAAAAUUUUGUAUUGCUUUGUCAGGGUCUUGUUUACUGCAUUUAUUUAGUAAAUAAACUUUUUAUAAGGCAAUAUCUUGUAACUCAAUUAAAAGUGAAAUAUCA
Cherax quadricarinatus is the source of this 2031-nucleotide messenger RNA. The record is from RefSeq and is a predicted model, not a curated record. Lineage: Eukaryota; Metazoa; Arthropoda; Malacostraca; Decapoda; Parastacidae.